This is a messenger RNA of Quercus robur (English oak), 1641 nucleotides long. RefSeq lists its product as uncharacterized. Lineage: Eukaryota; Viridiplantae; Streptophyta; Magnoliopsida; Fagales; Fagaceae. The record is from RefSeq and is a predicted model, not a curated record. The coding region runs from base 1 to 1641 and encodes 546 amino acids. The transcript is spliced from 2 exons.
AUGUCUUCUCGGACUAACAUAAAUCUUUUAACGGCCUUUGCAAACAAGGGACGAACAUCUCCUCGGCUGAGCCUAGUCAAUAUCCCGGCCCUAAAUUACCUCCUGAGGUCCGAGAUCUUCGUUAGCGAGGACGGACAACUACAGUCGGCUCCUUUGAUUUUGGAUUACACUCCACUCACUCGAGCCCAGGUAGAAGCCGGACAAGCUAUAAGGGCCGGUAGUCCGAGAUUAGCACGGAUUGACGUUUCCAUACCAGGGUUCCUCGCUGAUACAGACUUGCCUCCUAUUCAGUUACCUCCCCAACGUGUCUUUCCCCCAGUAGUUAUCCCAGAGGAGGAGGCCGGCUCUUCACAUUCAUCCUUAGAGGAUCAGAUAGACCAGUUCCAAUUUACUGAGGAAGGGGAGGCUUCGGUCAGAGUAGUAGAGAUCUCCGACUCUGACGCUGAUUUAGACCGUGCCUCAGCGGCUCCUGGUUUGGUCAUCGCACAACCUGAUAUCAGCGAGGACACAGAAGAAGAAGAAGGAAUGGACCUCCAGCCGAGGACUGGCCUCAGGGGUCUUCUAUCCAACAGGUCCAAAGGGCAGACCUCCAAGGAAGUCUCGAAGGGACAGAUCGUUCCCAAAGCCCCCGCUCCUCCUCCCCCUCCCUCGUCGGGUGCGGCGCUGAAGCCUAUGCCUAACCUAAGGCGAAAAAGGCCUGUAGAAGAGACGGAGGAGGGAGAGGUUGCCCAUGAGAAAGCCGGGCCUAAAAAGAAGGGCAAGGAAACGAAAGAGCCCCGAGAGAAAAGGACCAGGUCCACUGAGAGCCGAGAUGAGGCGGCCACUCUAAGGGGACCACGAACAUGGUCUCCUCGGAUCGAGCUAGAUGGCGUUCCAAUCCUCUGGGAUGCGACCCUAUGGGAGUCCCAGCGAGAGCAGGCUUCGUUCAUGGUCGAGGCGCUGCAGCAGCCUCUUCUCUUGCCCCGUGAUAUGGAAGGCCUUAGGAAGAUUCGUCAGCCAGAACUUUUCAUGUCACUGAAAAGGGACAUGGCUGUGGUCACCCAACAAAUUUAUGUUGCUAAGGAGUGGGCCAAGAAGGCCCGUGAGGAUAUGCAUAGGGAGGCUCAGUCCCGUGCUGCGGCUGAGAGGGCCGCUGGCGAUCUCAAACGAGAUCUUGAUCGUCAGGAUAAUGAGCUAAAAGAGGUGAAGAAGGCCAAUGCGAGCGCAAAGGCUGGCCUGAAGAAUGCUGAAAAGCAAGCCGACGAGUUGCGCAAGCAGCUCCGUCACUCUGAGGAAAGACUGUCAGCGGAGCAACAGGCGGUUUCGGAGCUUAAGGCUGAGCUUGCAAGGACCAAGGAGGAAGCUCGCUUGUCCAGGGAGGUUGCAGAGAAGGCUGUGGCGGCUUCGUAUGAACGUGGAGUUCACGAUACUGAGGAGAGACUGGCCGAGGAAGUUGCCACCGUCUGCAGGGAAUACGUCACCUCGACCUGGGGAUUGGCCAUGGAUCGGGUAGCCGUCCCCGCAGAUUCUGAUCUCAAGAAAGCUGAGAACAUCUUUUUCCCUGCGGAAAUACGUGAGAUUCCUGGCGAGGUCGCCUCCACUGAGCCUCUUCUAGCAGAUUCCUCCAUUCUCGAGACUGGGGGCACGGAGAAAGCUACGUAG